Messenger RNA from Triticum aestivum (bread wheat), 1385 nucleotides. RefSeq lists its product as uncharacterized. The coding region runs from base 264 to 650 and encodes 128 amino acids. The record is from RefSeq and is a predicted model, not a curated record. NCBI's taxonomy places the organism in Eukaryota, Viridiplantae, Streptophyta, Magnoliopsida, Poales, Poaceae. The transcript has 3 exons.
AAUGGAACCGCUGCAUCACCCUGUUAGAUCGCCGCCCGGCGCUGAAGUGGCAGCUGCGAGUGCUUCAAGUGGCGGGGCGCAGAUCUGUUCGUGGAUCAGAAUUGCUGCUUGCGGGCGACGCCCGCAGUUGUUGCAGUUAUUGCGGCUGUGAAUGGGCACCAGCGACUAUCUCCUACCUCUUCUCCUUGGAUCUUGCAUUAUUGAAAAAACGCGAGCCGGUGGAGAAAGUUCUUUCUAGAAGGCGAGUGGCAGAUCCGGCAACUAUGGAGUUCUUGAUGCAGCCGAUAAAUAGCACAACUCUGCUCGAGGUCAACCAGAACAACAUCCCCAUGAGUCCCCUUCAUUACCCUGUGAUGACGCCGCCGCUGGUCAAGGUGUCGGCCCUGACGGCUUCAAGUGCAGAUGCGCAGCUUUGUGCUCCGGAAGCUGCUCCAGGUGCAGGCAGUGCAGAGAAGCCUCAAGGUCCAGGGAACUCCAUAGAACAUGUUGACCCGAAAACUCUUGGCUCGACUAAAAGGGGAGGCCACUUAUGCGAGCAAGCAUGGCAACCGAAAGACAUGCUGGCAAGAUAUAUACCAGAGCUAUGUUUGGGCAAUUCGGCCAUAUACUACAAGAGUGUGGUGCAUACCAGAUGGAGGAGAUUGAAAUAGGUAAAACAUAUGUUGCUAAUUUGAAUGUGAAUGCAGGCAGUUUGCCCACAUGGGGUUGCUAUGCAGCCAUGUACUGAAGGUAGUCCUGAACUGUUAAUUAUGCAAUUAAGAUUUAUGUGAAAAUUGUUCAUGAUUGCUCUUGAAUCAUUUGAUGAGUGCAGACUGAUUCGAUGCAGGUACAAAAAUCCCAAAGAAGCAUAUAGUAAAAAGAUGGACCAGAGAUGCACGGGAUAUCCUCCCGCCUAAUCUGACACAGGUACCAGCUGAGGGACCAUGCUCAACAAAACCCAUUUAGUUACAGGCAUUUCAAUAUGUAUAUGCAUGCGAUGGAGCUUGUGCGCAUGGGGGACAGCAGUGUGAAAGCAUAUGAGCAUCUAAUCUCCUUGUUCAAGAAAUAUGCUGCUGAAAUGAAGCCGUUUACAGAGAUUGGGAGGCCUACCACAAGUAGCGAGAAGGCUCUGUAUGAAGGUUUAAGUAACGCACAAAAUUCUGCAAUAUAUGCCGGAGACUCGGAGGCAAGGGCACAAACGAACAAUCUGCCCUGAUCAGGCAGAUGUUCCGAAGCAGCCUCGUAAGCCAGCCAGAUGCAAAAAACUGUGGUGUUGAAGGUCGCCGCAGGAACAACUGUCACAUAGCAGCUGAACUAGGACUCAAAUAAUUGAUCCGAGUGAUCAAGCUUUCCGGUUGUAGAACUAUGUUAGACAGAUGAUACUAAGUUGUGUGGUUCCUGUAAAA